This is a messenger RNA of Papilio xuthus (Asian swallowtail), 2455 nucleotides long. RefSeq names its product 1-phosphatidylinositol 4,5-bisphosphate phosphodiesterase epsilon-1-like. The record is from RefSeq and is a predicted model, not a curated record. The transcript has 17 exons. Bases 61 to 2454 code for a protein of 797 amino acids. Gene Ontology annotation, molecular function: phosphatidylinositol-4,5-bisphosphate phospholipase C activity. Gene Ontology annotation, biological process: release of sequestered calcium ion into cytosol; phosphatidylinositol metabolic process; phosphatidylinositol-mediated signaling. Lineage: Eukaryota; Metazoa; Arthropoda; Insecta; Lepidoptera; Papilionidae.
GGCGCCAGUUCCGCGCAAGGAUAUGGAGGUGUUUUAGCCACGGCUUUCAGGUCUAACGGUAUGCGACACACUAGCGCCUCCCUCCCGGAGCAGAGCAACCGAACAAGUUCCAUAAUGUCCAACCAAUCAGCUGGCAGUUCCCUCACUGAGUACUUCUCUGAUGAAGAUUAUGAUGAAGAUGACGAGGAUAUAGAUGAAAAGGAACUCCACAAAAUUCUUAAUUCAAUGGAAGAGAAAGUUGGUCGGACUUCUCUCUCUUUCUACCAGAGCUUGCGUAGGAGUGACGGAGACGGUGAUGCUGGGGGCAGCAUCAAGCAUGCCAAUAGAAAGAGAAGUAAUCAAAUUGCAAGAGAACUGAGUGACAUGGUCACUUAUGUACAGGCGAUAAAGUUCCGCGGUCUAAACCCGUUGUCGCCGCGUAGUUCAGUGAAGCACGCGGGAGGUGCGGGGAGCGCGGGCCGGCACGUAACCGAUACCAGCGCCCCUGCCAGCAGCUUUGAGUCUUCGGAGAGCAGCGACAGUACUGCUACGCAAGUAGCUCAGUCCCAAUCAGCGACACCGCGCGCUCGUUGUCUCAACGCUCCUGCGGUGCACCAUCCUUGCUACCGUUGUUCAUCCAUCAACGAGGCUAUGGGCAGGAAGAUCUGUAGAAAACAUCCGUUGGCAUUGAUAGCACAUACUGAGACGCAGCUCGUCAGGACUUAUCCCGCCGGCCUAAGAAUAGACUCAUCGAACUUCGACCCGGUGACAUUCUGGUCGUGUGGCGUGCAGCUAGUGGCACUCAACUAUCAGACCGAGGAUGCGGCAAUGGCUGUCAACGCGGCCAUGUUCGAAGGACACGGCUGCGCGGGAUAUGUACGCAAGCCUCACGUUAUGUGGGACCCUGGACACAUCGCGUAUAGGAGAUUCAAUCCGAUGGAUAAAGAGUUCGACGGUAUCCACGCAGCCCAUCUCACUCUAGCGGUAAUCUCCGGCCAAUAUGUAGCUGAGAAUGUAUAUUCUUUCUACAACGCGUUCGUUGAAGUCGAAAUAUUAGGUGUGCCAGCGGACUGCAAGAAGAUCAGAACUAAAGUGGCGAGAAGAAACGCUCUUAAUCCAGUCUGGAAUGAGACGUUUAAUUUCAAGAUAAACUUUCCAGAGCUGGCAUUCGUUAGAUUUGAAAUCUAUGACGCGGACACCAACUACAUGUUGUCACAACGAGUCAUUCCCCUGCACUGCCUUCGUCCAGGGUACAGACAUGUCAGGUUACGUUCACCAACCAACCAGCCAUUAAACAUGGCGUCACUGCUGAUCUUUUCGCGCUGCAGCGAGGAGUCUGCGGGCGAGAGCUGGAGGGGAGACGCCGAGCCUGGUUCGCCACGUCAGCGUAGACGGAUACACUUCCUAGUCGUGUACGCGGUGGCACGACAUGAGCCUUAUUCAAUACUGAAAGUGACACAGGAUACUACGGCUAAUGAGGCAAUAGCGCAAUGCUUAUCAAAAGGCGGUGUAUGCCGAUCAGCAAGAGGCAGUUAUGUGUUGGUCGAAGAAGUUGCAUCUCGAGCGCCGACGCAGCGUGUUCUGGGUCCGCACGAGCGCGUGCUGAGAGCAGCCACAGCGCGGCCAGCAGCUCGGCUGUUAUUGAAGAGAGUAGGUGAUGACCCCAGCAGUAGAGCAUGGCUGACUAGUAUACGUAGAUCAGCGUCAACUGACAGGCCGCAGGAGCGCUCGGUGCCUUCAGACGAGGAGUCCAGCGCACAUGAAGAGGAACCUCGUCGCCCUGACAGCUUCCUUGUCUGUGUGCACAACGUCUCCCAUGAGAUACCGUAUGCCAUACUUAAGGUACCUCUCAGUGCUACUGCUUCAUACGUGGUUUACCAAGCACUGACUAAAGCAAGAUGUCACGACGAUCCUAAAAGGUUCGUGCUGGUGGAGGAGUUAGAAUGGGGUGGUCGAGCUGGUGCUGGUCCACAACAGCGCCCCCUAGCUGAUGAUGAGGUGGUCUACGCCGCUCAGGCGUGCUGGAAGACGUUGGGCAGGUUCGUGCUGCAGGAGAAAGGAAGUAACGCGCCGUUGCCGCGUCACCGCGCCGCCAUAGCGCGGAUACAACGCGGAUUGAGCAUCACAAGGGGAGCUAUUACGGGUACGACAUUUCCUCUGGGCUUCAUUUCGAGUGAUAACACAGUUAAUGAAGGCAAAACGCCAGUCACCACUGCGUACAGCGACCCGACACAUUGUAGAAGGGUGUCGUCUCCGUUGGGUAAAGGCAUCACUCGGGCGAAGGGUCACUCCGAUAAAGACAUUCGUUCCUUCAUUCACCGAAGAUCCGUAUCGAGAGAGGUUCACUCUGAAGGCGAGGCGGGGUCUGGUGUGGGCGCGGGGGGCGUAGGUUCGCUGGGUGCGGAGGCGCUGGCGGCGCAAAUGGCGCGCUUCAAGAGACUCUCUUUGCGAAAACUACGUGCGUGGCGGUCCUGAG